AUGGCAGUUCGCGAGAAAGACCUUGUCUUCAAAAAAUUUGAUCCCAAAUUCGGGGUCAUCUUGAAUUCUGCAUCUGAACACCGAUUCCAUCAGUACCGUCAACAAGCAGCUUCACACGAGAAAAUUGCCUGCAUAGAUUAUCUGGAUGGAAACCAAUUACGAGAAGGGAGGAGUCACCAAAAUAGCUGCUGCUUAAAGGACUGGGAAAUCCGAGCGAACAAAUUUCUUCACUCAUUCGGCCCCAGUGAGAAUUCUCAGAUUAUAUCUGCGAAUCAUGGUGAUACCUUGAUAAAGGUUGUGAGCCGUUCCAUAUCCGAUUUCUUAAUUGGCACGACUUCCAUUGCAUAUGCUGCUGUUGGAAUAGUAGUUCUGUAUGAUCAAUGGGGAUACCAAAACAUCAAAGAUUACCAGCUUCCUAUAAGAUGGUAUAACGUAAAUCUUGCAUUGAGCUUUACGGAAUGA
This is a messenger RNA of Botrytis deweyae, 462 nucleotides long. RefSeq lists its product as uncharacterized. Bases 1 to 462 code for a protein of 153 amino acids. The record is from RefSeq and is a predicted model, not a curated record. The transcript is spliced from 2 exons. NCBI's taxonomy places the organism in Eukaryota, Fungi, Ascomycota, Leotiomycetes, Helotiales, Sclerotiniaceae.